AUGGAGGUGCAGCUGGGGGUCGGUCGCGUCUACCCGCGACCGGCGGGCAGGACCUUCCGCGGGGCUUUUCAGAGCUUCUUCCAGAGCGUCUGCGACGCUUUCCAGCCGCCGCGAGAGGAACCGGGCGGCGCCGGGCAGCCGCCGCCAAGCGCGCCCUGCCCGCCGAGUCCCCGAGCGCCGCCGGACUCCCCCGCCUGCCUGCCGCCCCCGCCGAGCUGCCUGCCGCCCCCCGAGCCCCGCGCCCCCGGUAAGGCGCUGCCGCCCGCCGGCCCCGCCAUGGGCUCGUCCUUCCCCUGCGCCGGAGAGCUGAGGGAGCUGCUGGGCGAGGCGGGUGCGAUUCCGAUGCUGCCGCCGCCCGAGACCGAGCCGGCGGACAAGGAAGAUCCGCUGGGCGACAGCGCCCGGCAGCUGUGCCGCGCCGUGUCCGCCUCCAUGGGGCUGGCGCUGGAGGCGCUGGAGACUCCGGCCGAGCAGCUGCCCCGCGAGGACUGCAUGUUCGCCGUGCCCGCCGGGCCGCCCCGCGCCCCGCGCCCGCCUGCCCGCGACCCCUCUCCCGUCUUCGAGGCCGCCCUGGCCGCAGAGCCGCCCGCCGGGCCGGGGCUGCCCCGCGGCUUCGGCCGCGUCAAGCUGGAGAGCGCGGCGGGGCCGGCUCCGGGAGGCGGCUGGGGCGGCCCGUGUCGCUUCGGGGCCGAGCUGGUCCCGCCGGGCCCCGCGCCCCCCUGGCCCACCUUCUUCGCCGAGGAGGGACAGCUCUACGGGCCGUGCCCCGAGCCGCCCGCCGGGCCCGCCGACUGCCCUGCCGAUGCCUGGUACCCACCGGGCCGGGCGCCUUUCGCCGCCCCCGCCCCCGGCAUCAAGAGCGAGCUGGAGCCCUGGGUCGAGGGCUACGCCGGCGCUUACGGCGAUCUCCGGUUGGAGCCGGGCCGUGACCAUGUCCUGCCCAUUGAUUAUUACUUCCCACCUCAGAAGACCUGUCUGAUCUGUGGAGAUGAAGCAUCUGGGUGCCACUACGGAGCCCUGACAUGUGGGAGCUGCAAAGUGUUCUUCAAACGGGCAGCUGAAGGUAAACAGAAGUACCUCUGUGCCAGCCGCAACGACUGCACCAUCGACAAGUUCCGGCGGAAAAACUGCCCCUCGUGCCGCCUGCGCAAGUGCUACGAGGCCGGGAUGACGCUCGGAGCCCGCAAGCUGAAGAAACUGGGUAACCUGAAGGCCCAGGAUGACAUGGAUGGAGCCAGCUCGUCCAGCCCAACAGAGGAGCAAGCUCCCAAGCUGGUGAUGACACGAAUUGAUGGCUACGAGUGCCAGCCCAUCUUCCUCAAUGUCCUGGAGGCCAUCGAGCCUGGGGUGGUGUGUGCUGGCCAUGACAACAGCCAGCCUGACUCCUUCUCCAACCUGCUGACCAGCCUGAACGAGCUUGGGGAGAGGCAGCUGGUCUACGUGGUCAAAUGGGCAAAAGCUCUGCCAGGAUUUCGCAACCUGCAUGUGGAUGACCAGAUGUCAAUAAUCCAAUACUCUUGGAUGGGCCUGAUGGUGUUUGCUAUGGGGUGGAGAUCCUUCACCAACGUCAAUUCCAGGAUGCUUUACUUCGCUCCAGACCUGGUCUUCAAUGAGUACCGCAUGCACAAAUCCAGGAUGUACAGCCAGUGCAUCAGGAUGCGGCACCUCUCCCAGGAAUUUGGGUGGCUUCAGAUCACACCCCAGGAGUUCCUCUGUAUGAAGGCUCUCCUCUUCUUCAGUAUUAUUCCAGUGGAUGGCCUGAAGAACCAGAAGCUCUUUGAUGAGCUCCGCAUGAAUUACAUCAAGGAACUUGACCGUAUCAUUGCCUGCAAGAGGAAGAACCCCACCUCCUGCUCCCGGAGGUUUUACCAGCUCACCAAGGUCCUGGAUUCCGUGCAUCCGAUUGCCAAGGACCUGCAUCAGUUUACAUUUGAUCUCCUAAUCAAGGCACACAUGGUGAGCGUGGACUACCCAGAAAUGAUGGCCGAGAUCAUCUCUGUGCAGGUUCCCAAGAUCCUGUCUGGAAAAGUCAAGCCUAUCUACUUCCACGCACAGUGA
Molecule: messenger RNA, 2058 nt
Organism: Agelaius phoeniceus (red-winged blackbird)
Lineage: Eukaryota; Metazoa; Chordata; Aves; Passeriformes; Icteridae
Gene: AR
Product: androgen receptor
Biological process (GO): androgen receptor signaling pathway; regulation of DNA-templated transcription
Cellular component (GO): nucleus
Molecular function (GO): nuclear receptor activity; zinc ion binding; steroid binding
Source: RefSeq, a predicted model, not a curated record